Girardinichthys multiradiatus is the source of this 739-nucleotide messenger RNA. It is a transcript of the gene gchfr, whose product is annotated as GTP cyclohydrolase I feedback regulator. Gene Ontology annotation, cellular component: nucleus; cytoplasm. The coding region runs from base 122 to 382 and encodes 86 amino acids. NCBI's taxonomy places the organism in Eukaryota, Metazoa, Chordata, Actinopteri, Cyprinodontiformes, Goodeidae. The record is from RefSeq and is a predicted model, not a curated record. Gene Ontology annotation, molecular function: GTP cyclohydrolase binding. Gene Ontology annotation, biological process: negative regulation of biosynthetic process. The transcript is spliced from 3 exons.
GUUUCCGCAUUCCGCACAGAGCUGACAGCAGGAGCGCAAGUUGUGCAGAGGCAAUCGCGUCGUUGAAUACACCUCUUGAGUCAUUCCCAGGGGAGCACAGGACCAUAGCCAACAGGCGGCGAUGCCUUACAUGCUCAUCAGCACGCAGAUCCGACUGGAGUCUGGUCCAACAAAUGUAGGAGAUGAAUUUUCUGAUCCAGCUCUCAUGAGUUACCUGGGUGCAAGAAAAACCACCAUCCUGGGAAACAAUUUUUCUGAAUACCAUGUGGACGACCCACCUCGCCUGGUGCUGGACAAGCUGGAGAACAUUGGCUUCCAUGUGGUGUCGGUGACGGGAGUAGGACAGACGCUGGUAUGGUGUCUUCACAAGGAGAAAGAGUGAUUUAUCAUAAUAUAGCCUGAUCAGGAUUUUACUCCUCACCUGUUUUACAUUAUGGCAUAUUUAUAACCACAGACAAGAGAAAGCAACUUUAGAGCUGAGAUUAUCAUUUGCAUAAGUUUUCUGAUUGAACAUGUUGCCAGAUUGAGGGUAUAGUGGAAGCAUUUUCCAAAGACUUAUUAGGACCAUUUGGUAGUAAUGUUGUUUACUGCAGAUGUGCUGAAAGUUGUCUGAUUAUUUAUAUGAAAUCAAAGAACCUAUAUCUCAAAUGGGGAAAAACUCAGUUUGUUGUAUUUGUGCUCCAAGAUCAUUGUAAAGUGAAUUUGCAUGGUGUUUAUGAAUAAAUAAUGUUCAGAUUCA